CUAAUGCCAGGGUCCAAGAUAUACAGAUAUAUACCUACCACCCCAAGAUGUAACUAAUGCCAGGGUCCAAGAUAUACAGAUAUAUACCUACCACCCCAAGAUGUAACUAAUGCCAGGGUCCAAGAUAUACAGAUAUAUACCUACCACCCCAAGAUGUAACUAAUGCCAGGGUCCAAGAUAUACAGAUAUAUACCUACCACCCCAAGAUGUAACUAAUGCCAGGGUCCAAGAUAUACAGAUAUAUACCUACCACCCCAAGAUGUAACUAAUGCCAGGGUCCAAGAUAUACAGAUAUAUACCUACCACCCCAAGAUGUAACUAAUGCCAGGGUCCAAGGCUGGGUUUAUAUUUACCUGUAUAUCUCCUCCCUGUCUCUAUACAGCGGUGAGUCGAGCCCCGGUCCCCAUGGCGGUGGUCCGUAGGGAACUGUCCUGUGAGUCCUACCCCAUCGAGCUACGCUGCCCCGGCACAGACGUCAUCAUGAUUGACAGUGCCAACUACGGACGCACUGACGACAAGAUCUGUGACUCGGACCCAGCACAGAUGGAAAAUACUAGAUGUUACCUGCCCGACGCAUACAAGAUCAUGUCUCUCAGGUGUAACAACCGUACCCAGUGUGUUGUGGUAGCAGGACCUGAUGUGUUUCCUGACCCCUGUCCUGGAACAUACAAAUACCUGGAGGUGCAGUACGAGUGUGUCCCCUACAAAGUGGAACAGAAAGUGUUCCUGUGUCCAGGACGACCGACGACCACGAUACAAGCUCCUCACCGCGUCGACGGGACAGGCUUCGUGGUCUACGACGGAGCUUUAUUCUUCAACAAGGAGCGGACGCGCAACAUCGUCAA
Messenger RNA from Salmo salar (Atlantic salmon), 845 nucleotides. Lineage: Eukaryota; Metazoa; Chordata; Actinopteri; Salmoniformes; Salmonidae. The record is from RefSeq and is a predicted model, not a curated record.